AUAAUUUAAAAUAAACUUAGAAAGUUCUUGGAAAUGGUCUAGGGAGGACAGCGAGAGUGACCGGAUGGAAUGAAUCAAAGAAAAAGAAAGUGAUUCCCAGCCUGUGAGUUCCUACAGCGUGUGGGUCCCACUUGACUCGUCUUGCCAGGUCAGUCUUCUCUUCCAUCUUCUUCUUCCGUUCUUCCUCCUCCUCCUCCCACAUCUUUCACACCAUGAAAAACUUCAACCAAAACAACCUCUUCUCUCUUCUCUUCUUCCUUUCCUUCUCUACACUCUCCGUCUUUUCCCACCUCUUCUCUCCUCCCGACAACUACCUCAUCAACUGCGGUUCCACCUCCGCCACCACCCUCCUAAACAACCGUCCUUUCACCGGCGACCUCGCCGCCAAACACUCUCCUUCUUUUUCCACCUCCUCACAUCCCCUUUUUGUCAAAAACCAAAACCCACUUUCCAAUGUGCCACAAAUUUACCAUACUGCCAGGGUUUUCACCAAACCUACCAAAUACUCGUUUCCGAUCAAACAAAAAGGUACCCACAUGGUUCGUUUCCACUUUCAUGCCUUCAAUUCCUCGAAUCUCGACCUGGGUCGUGCUCAAUUUAACAUCUUGGUUGAUGGGUAUGUUGUUUUGAGUAAUUUCACUCGUUUUGUUACUGACAGUGAAAGAAACCCUAGGGUAGUUGAGUAUCUCGUAUGGGUUGAUUCUGAAAAGCUUGUGAUCGUGUUUGUGCCUAGUAAAGAUUCGGAAUUGGCGUUUGUCAAUGCUAUUGAGGUGAUUUCUGCACCUACAGACCUUAUUCUUGAAACAGCACAGUAUUUGAGUUCAGGGAAUUUGAAACGUUUUGAUGGUUUAAACAAACAAGCUCUUGAAGUUGUUUAUAGGGUCACUGUUGGGGGUCCUAAAGUUACACCUUUUAAUGAUUCCUUGUGGAGGACUUGGGUUCCUGAUGAAGAGUUUCUCAAAUCAAGUGUGGGGUCUGAGAAGUUUUACUUUGGUGGUAGGAUCAAUUAUCAUGUUGGAGGUGCUAGUCGCGAGGUUGGACCGGAUAAUGUCUAUAACACUGCUAGGUUGAUUAGAAGUAAGAAUGAUUCUGUGCCUAAUGUUAAUAUGACUUGGGUUUUUCCAGUUAAGGGUGGAUAUAAGUACCUGGUUAGGUUGCAUUUCUGUGAUAUUGCUAGCAUUUCGGGUGGUUUGCUAUAUUUCAAUGUAUAUGUGAAUGGUUAUUUGGUUCUUGAAGAUUUGGAUAUCUCUUAUAUUACAAGUUCGCUGGCUUCUCCAUAUUAUGUUGACUUUGUUGUCGAUGGAGAUAGUAGUGUAGGGGCUUUGAGUGUUAGUAUAGGUCCUUCAAAGAGCAGUCUUCCGCACGUCAUUGAUGGAAUGUUGAAUGCAGUUGAGGUUAUGAAGUUGAACAAUCAAUACAAGAGUCUUGAUGGAGAUGUUUGUGCUGAUUUUGUUCUCAAAAGCCACCGGUCACAUGGAAAUACGGGUAUUUUUCUUACUUUGGUGGCUGCUGUAUGCAUUGUGUUAAGCCUAUCCAUAGUAAUUCGUAGAAGGAUUAUUGAGUCACGGGAAUCUGUAUCAUGGUCAAGGUUGCCCGUGAAUUCAUCUGAGGAUAAUGUGAAGUGUUAAGACGGCAAUGUUUAAUCUACAAGUAAAUAAGUUAUUUGUAGAAUAUCAGUAAAUCUAGCCAUCUAGGUGGCUUUGAUAAGAAAAGAGAGAUGACAUGCUGCUGAUCAAGCUACGAAGGAUGCCAGAGUAUGAAAUAUCGAUUGAUAACACUUUUUAGGAAUUGUUGUAAUAUAUCUAAGUUGUCUUACUUGUUUAUAUCAUAAUAUUAAGGCAUACCUUUUGCCAUUACACUAUUUUGUUUCAAUAAUUUUUUGUUUUGUUCUGUUUUUAAUAUUGUAGCUUUUAUCAUUGUAACUGUUUGAAGUGUGGAAAUGAUUAUGCAACUUUCAUUUUGAGUA
This is a messenger RNA of Lathyrus oleraceus (garden pea), 1966 nucleotides long. Its product is annotated as probable receptor-like protein kinase At5g24010. Gene Ontology annotation, molecular function: transmembrane receptor protein tyrosine kinase activity. Lineage: Eukaryota; Viridiplantae; Streptophyta; Magnoliopsida; Fabales; Fabaceae. The record is from RefSeq and is a predicted model, not a curated record. The transcript has a single exon. Gene Ontology annotation, biological process: protein phosphorylation. Bases 213 to 1628 code for a protein of 471 amino acids.